GAGGAGGAGUAGGAGGAGGAAGAGGAGGUGGUGGAGGUAGAAGUUGGUCAGCAUCGAUGCUUCGUGCAGGCGGGAUGGAGGAGUUCGUGACGGAGGAAGAGGAGCCGUGGUACGACCAGAGGGACCUGGAGCAAGACCUGCACUUGGCCGCAGAGCUCGGUAAGACUCUCCUGGAGCGCAACAAGGAGCUGGAGGACUCCCUCCAGCAGAUGUACAUCAACAAUGAGGACCAAGUGCAGGAGAUAGAGUACUUGUCCAAGCAGCUGGAGAUGCUGCGGGAGAUGAACGAGCAGCACGCGAAGGUGUACGAGCAGCUGGACGUCACCGCCCGGGAGCUGGAGAUCACCAACGAGAAGCUGGUGCUGGAGAGCAAGGCCUCGCAGCAGAAGAUCGACAGGAUGACGGGCACCGUGGAGACCUUGCAGGGCCAGGUGGACAGUCUGACGACUCGGGUGGAGGAGCUGCGGACUCUGGAGGAGCUGAGGGUCCACAGAGAGAAGAAGGAGCGACGCAAGACGGUGCACUCGUUCCCCUGCCUCAAAGAGCUCUGCACCGCCCCCAGGUAUGAGGAUGGUUUCCUGUUGGCCAACCCGGGCAGCGUGGACCUGGCUGAGGGUCAGCCGGCGGAUGAGGAGAACGAGCGCCUGAGGGACAUCGUCUCGUCCCUGCGCUCAGCCAUGUCCACGGAGCGGUCCAAGAGGGAGGGCGCCGAGCGGGAGUGCUCCACCGUGCUGCAGGAGUUCGAGCGCCUGGAGCAGCGUCUCCUAGGAGCCGAGGGCUGCCAGCUGAGGGUCCGGGAGCUGGAGGCCGAGCUGCAGGAGAUGCAGCAGCUGAGGAAGUCCAGGAUGUGUCUGAUGGGGGGCAUGGAAGACGGCCUGGAGACGCUGCUCAGCAACGGGCCCGAGACAGACACCCCGGAGGUGUGCACGGGGCUGGAGGAGGGAGGGGAAGGAGGCGCUGGAGAGGCGGGGGGCAACGGGCAGCAGGGGGGCCCGGUGAGGAAGAGCUGCAGCGACACAGCCCUGAACGCGAUCUCAGCCCGAGACGCUUCGGGCAGACGUCAGGGCAGCUACGCCAUGCAUGCCAACGGCGUGCGCAAACGGGGCAUGUCCAUCCUGAGGGAGGUGGACGAGCAGUACCACGCCCUGCUGGAGAAGUACGAGGAGCUGCUGGGCAAGUGCCGGCGCCACGAGGAGAGCCUGUGCCACGCCGGGUCACAGACCUCGCGGCCCGUCUCCAGGGACCCCUCCAUGAAGGGGUACAGCAUGAUCUGUGCCGGGCCCUCCACGUCAGGGGCCGUCGCCGGGCCUCCGACGCCCCCGCAGACCCCCUCCACCCCGGAGGCCCUGGAGGGGAUCAGCCGGCAGGUGGAGCAGGUGGACAAACGGCUGAGCCAGAACACGCCAGAGUACAAGGCGCUGUUCAAAGAGAUCUUCUCCCGCCUGCAGAAGACCAAGAGCGACAUGAACCCCGGCAAGAGCAGGAAGAGGAACAAGUGAGCUGGAGGCGAGUCGGCCGCGGUCUACUUCACCUCGCUGUUCUGAGGGCUUCUUGUUUAACCUUCGCCUGCCUGUGAUUCUAGAGGCUGAUGAUGAAUAUGACAGUUGAGGGCGAAACCUCCAGUUGUUCUCUGAUUAACCUGAAGCUGCCAAAUGUUACACUUCCCCACGCGGAUGGGAGGAUUGUGUCGAUGAGGAUGGAAGGCCUUUUCUCUCUGAGCGCUCGUAGCUUAAUAUUUAACAUAACAUCUGUUUGAGGACAAUCUAGUAUGUGAUGUGUUUGUAACGGAGGUGCACUGAUGCAGAAAGGAUUUAACUGUUGCCAUUUUAUUAUUUAUGGAAUUUAAUGAUGCCAAAUAAUAUAUAAAAAAAACUGGAGGAAAAAGAAAACUGCCUUUGGCUUUGAAAUUACUUACAACAGUUGAAGCAUGCUUCUGUCUUAUGAACACUAAGUGCUAGAUUGGUCUUUAAAAGCAGGUACAAGUAAAGAUGUGAUGUUUAAAGUGUGUGCGUGUACACGUUGAGUUGAUUGGAUGUUGAUUGGUCUGGUUCUCAUGUGGUUUAUUAUGGGCGGAGAUGAAUCUGCAGGGUUUUUACAGAAUGCAUUAGAAGCUGCACAGGACCAAUGAUCAGUUAAAUUCAGGGAUUUGUUUGAUCACUAAAUAAAAUGACAAACUAAUCAGUUCUA
This is a messenger RNA of Platichthys flesus (European flounder), 2187 nucleotides long. It is a transcript of the gene cdr2l, whose product is annotated as cerebellar degeneration-related protein 2-like. Lineage: Eukaryota; Metazoa; Chordata; Actinopteri; Pleuronectiformes; Pleuronectidae. The transcript has 5 exons. Bases 57 to 1499 code for a protein of 480 amino acids. The record is from RefSeq and is a predicted model, not a curated record.